AUGGCAAAAAAAGCCAUGACCCAGAUGAGCAACAAGGAUUAUGUGAACAAGAAGACAGUCCUCUUUUCCAGACAAACUUCCAGUAAUAGAGUUACCCAAAACACAAGGUUUGUAGACUUUAGGUUCAAGCUUUCUGCGUGGUCGGGAUUCUUGCCUAUGAGGUUACUCAAACAUUUUGCUGACAAGGUGGCGGGAACUCUAUGCUUGGGUAUGGCCUCUGCGAGGGCGAAACCUUCACGAAAUGAUUCUUCAUCCAGAAGAUCAAUGCCAUACGUGACUCCGGGUGAUUCUCAUAGAGAAGAGGCCAUAGAAGAUUGCAUUGAGUUCAUCAACUCUUCUUCUACUUUUUCAAGAGCAACUCCUAUUGCGUCACAGGUUUCUUCUUAA
Rosa rugosa (rugosa rose) is the source of this 387-nucleotide messenger RNA. RefSeq lists its product as uncharacterized. The transcript has a single exon. The record is from RefSeq and is a predicted model, not a curated record. The coding region runs from base 1 to 387 and encodes 128 amino acids. NCBI's taxonomy places the organism in Eukaryota, Viridiplantae, Streptophyta, Magnoliopsida, Rosales, Rosaceae.